Messenger RNA from Poecilia latipinna (sailfin molly), 1015 nucleotides. Its product is annotated as cadherin-1-like. Gene Ontology annotation, molecular function: beta-catenin binding; calcium ion binding; cadherin binding. Gene Ontology annotation, biological process: cell morphogenesis; cell-cell adhesion mediated by cadherin; multicellular organism development. Gene Ontology annotation, cellular component: cytoplasm; adherens junction; membrane. The transcript is spliced from 6 exons. The record is from RefSeq and is a predicted model, not a curated record. The coding region runs from base 143 to 1015 and encodes 290 amino acids. NCBI's taxonomy places the organism in Eukaryota, Metazoa, Chordata, Actinopteri, Cyprinodontiformes, Poeciliidae.
UACGUGCCAUGCUCUGCAUGAACGUGUCCACACUGCAGACUCAGAGGAUAACAGUCUGCAGUAGAGUUGUGACAUACUAAAUUUUCUGUCUCUCCAAAAUAUUUGAUUCAUAAAAAUAAAACACAGGAGCUUUUACACAUAAAUGGGGACCAUUUGGUUUGUAGUUUGGAGUGUUUGGAUCUUCUUGAGUCAGACUGCAGCUGCAGAGGAAUCACCAUGUCAGCCUGGAUUUGAGUCAGAGAUGUUAAUAUUAAAAGUGAGCAACAAAGCCCUGAAGCAAGGCACAAGACUCGGCAAAGUUGUCUUCACUGACUGCACGGGCCGCACACAGUUUCUCUUCAGCACAGAUGACAGCCAUUUUGUUGUAGAGCCUGAUGGAAUAAUAACUGUAAAUAGACAGGCUGUCCUUCAUGAGGGGAACCAGAACUUCUCGGUCCAUGUGUGGGAUUCACAAGGUCAGAAAAUGACUCUUCCUGUCAGGUUGUUGUAUCAGGAUCAUCACUAUAUGAACAACCAUCUGGAUGCUGAAUCUCAUCAUGAGGCUCAUAAACUCAACACCCAGCUUCAUGAUCAGCUGGACUCUGAUAGGAAUCAGCAGGAUCCAGCUGAUCCUCAGAUCCCCGUCCUGGAUUUCAUCAAAUCCAGUCCAGGGCUGAAGAGGAGGAAGAGAAAUUGGGUUAUCCCUCCCAUGAAUAUUGCUGAAAAUCAUAGAGGACCUUUACCUGUGUUUAUUGUUCAGAUCCGCUCUGAUAGAGAUAAGACGAAGAAGAUCUUAUACAGCAUCACUGGUCCUGGAGCAGAUCAGCCUCCUGUUGGUCUUUUCAUCAUGGACAGAGACACUGGUUAUCUGUAUGUCACACAGGGACUGGACAGAGAGAAACAGGACAAGUACAGGGUCAGUGUUUUCUCUACUAUCAGUAAGGUGCCUCAUUCACACCAGUCCUGUUUCGCUGCUUUAAUAGAACUAAAAGGUCCAGUUGGUUUGGGGAAGUGUGAAUGUGUAAUCAAACUCUGA